UGCCUCUCUCACAACCUCCAGGCGUACCAGUCUGUGUUGCGCCUCUGCUCUCUCAACUUUUUUUUUUUCUGAUCACAACUCCUCUGCAACUCUCACUUUUUAGUCCCUGGCAGCGGAGGGAUGUUCCCAGGAAGGAGGUUACACCCCAGCUGAACAUUUUCACCUUGGAAAGUUUAGGAGUCAGGCGGAUAACUUAUUCUCGGAGAGAUUGUGAAUGGGGAGCAUUUGGGGAGACUUUUACGCAUCCAGUUGAGUGACGCGCGGUUAGAUGUUUUAAAAGAAAACUUUGUCUUUGCAAGUGUCACAUCCACAUCCUCAUUUCCUUUCUUUUCUUCAAUGGCAAGGGAGCGUUUUAAGGAGAUUCCGACUGAUCGAGUCUCUCGAGAGAAACUUUAGUAAACUUCUGCUAACAUCGGACUUUUUUUAUUUCGGCUUCCAUCACUUCACUUUUUUUUUUUUCUUAAAUCGAGCACUUAGUCAAACGACCUCUUUUGACCUUUUUCGGGAUCCUUACUUCCACAACGUCUACUUCCCCCCCGCGGAUAUUCAAUUAACUUCGGUUUGGAAGUAAUUUCAGUGGAUAUCAUGCCUCCGACCGGGCCGGAGAGGCGAGCUGCGCUCUGCCGGGUUUGGGCUCUGGUUGUCGUGCUGCUGGUGUGUGUUGCUUCGGUGACUGGAUGCCCACACAAGUGCAGCUGCUCCGGGUCGCAUGUGGACUGCCAGGGUUUGGGUUUGAAGACUGUGCCGAAGGGAAUACCGAGGAAUGCCGAGCGUCUGGAUCUGAACAGAAACAACAUCACCAGAAUCACUAAAGUGGACUUCUCCGGCAUCAAGAACCUCAGGAUUCUUCAUCUGGAGGACAACCAAAUCAGUGUUAUCGAGAGAGGAGCCUUCCAAGACCUCAGGCUGCUGGAGAGACUUCGUCUGAACCGAAACAAACUCCAGUUUCUCCCAGAGCUUCUCUUCCAGUCCAACCCCAAACUAGGACGACUUGACCUCAGUGAGAACCAGAUCCAGGCAGUUCCCAGGAAGGCGUUCAGAGGAAUCACCAGUGUCAAGAACCUGCAACUGGACAGCAACCACAUCAGCUGCAUCGAAGAUGGAGCUUUCCGAGCGCUGCGCGAUCUGGAGAUUCUCACUCUCAACAACAACAACAUCACCCUCAUCCCCCUGUCCAGCUUCAACCACAUGCCCAAGCUGCGGACACUUCGUCUGCACUCAAACAACCUCCACUGUGACUGUCACCUGUCCUGGCUCUCUGAUUGGCUCAGAGCCAGACGGGGCUUGGCUCCCUUCACCCAGUGCAUGGCCCCCGCCCACAUGAGGGGCCUCAAUGUCCCAGAUGUGCAGAAGAAGGAUUUUGUCUGCAAUGGUCCGGCCCAGACGGAGUCGAGGACUUGUGUUCCACAGGUGGCCGUGUGUCCACCCAGCUGCAGCUGUAACAACAACAUAGUGGACUGUCGGCGCAAAGGCCUCACAGAAAUACCAGCCAACCUCCCUGAGGGCAUCGUGGAGAUUCGUUUGGAGCAGAACCUGAUUAAAAGUGUCCCAGCAGGAGCCUUUACUGUCUACAAGAAGCUCAAGAGGAUUGAUUUGAGUAAGAACCAGAUUUCUGACAUUGCCGCAGAUGCCUUCAGUGGCCUUCGCUCACUCACCUCACUGGUGCUGUACGGCAACAAGAUCACUGAGCUGCCCAAGGGAUUGUUUGAUGGACUGGUUUCCCUGCAGCUACUACUGCUGAAUGCCAACAAAAUUAACUGUUUGAGAGUCAACACCUUCCAAGACCUGCAGAACCUCAACCUGCUUUCACUGUACGACAACAAGCUGCAAACUAUCAGCAAAGGACUGUUCGCCCCUCUGCGCUCGAUCAAGACUCUUCAUCUGGCCCAGAAUCCCUUUAUGUGUGACUGUCACCUGAAGUGGCUGGCUGACUACUUGUUUGACAAUCCCAUCGAGACCAGUGGAGCACGCUGCAGCCACCCCAGAAGGCUGGCUAACAAACGAAUCAGCCAGGUUAAAGGCAAGAAGUUCAGGUGCACAGGUCAGGAGGACUAUCGUAGCCGUCUGAGUGGCGAGUGUUUCCAGGACCUGGUGUGUCCAGAGAAAUGUCGCUGUGAGGGCACCGUAGUCGACUGCUCCAAUCUCAAACUGAUCCGUAUACCUCCACACAUCCCUGAGCACACCACAGACCUGCGGCUAAACGACAACGAGAUUGCCGUCCUGGAGACUGUGGGGAUGUUUAAGAAGCUGCCUAACUUGAAGAAGAUCAACCUGAGCAACAACAAGUUGCGGGACAUCCGCGAGGGUGUGUUCGACGGAGCUGCUGGAGUUCUGGAGCUGCUGCUGACAGGAAACAAGCUAACUGGGCUGCAGGGACGCAUGUUCAGAGGUCUCACUGGCCUGAAAACUCUAAUGCUGCGGAGUAACCAGAUCAGCUGCAUUGACAACAGUACGUUUACGGGUCUGAGCUCGGUGCGUCUGCUGUCUCUUUACGACAACAGGAUCUCCAGCAUCGCCCCAGGAGCCUUCUCCACCCUGCACUCCCUGUCCACCAUUAACCUCCUGUCCAACCCAUACGUUUGUGAUUGUCACUUGGCCUGGCUGGGUCAGUGGCUGAAGAAAACCAGGGUGGUCAGUGGAAACCCUCGCUGUCAGAAGCCGGCCUUCCUGAAGGAGAUCCCCAUCCAGGACGUGGCCACCCCUGACUUCACAUGUGAUGGUGCUGAGGAUAAUGGUUGUCUUCCUGCGUCUGGUUGUCCUGACGUCUGCACGUGCUCAGACGGUGUGGUGCGCUGCAGCAACAGAGGGCUGCACUCUCUGCCCAAGGGCAUUCCCAAGGACACCACUGAGCUUUACCUGGAGGGUAAUAUGCUGACAUCUGUGCCCAAGGAGCUGGCAUCCCUGAAGCAGCUGUCACUGGUGGACCUCAGCAACAACAGCAUCAGCACAUUGGCCCCGUACACCUUCAGCAACAUGACUCAGCUAGCCACACUCAUCCUGAGCUAUAACCAGAUUCGCUGCAUCCCGGUCCAUGCCUUCAACGGGCUCAAGUCUCUCCGCCUGCUGACUCUCCAUGGUAAUGACCUUUCAACUAUCCCAGAAGGAGCUUUCAACCACCUCACCUCUCUGUCCCACCUGGCUCUUGGUGCCAAUCCCUUGUACUGUAACUGUGACCUGCGCUGGCUCUCUCAGUGGGUCAAGGCUGGUUUUAAAGAACCGGGCAUUGCUCGUUGUACUGGACCUCCUGACAUGGCUGACAGGCUACUGCUCACCACACCACUUAACAGAUUUCAGUGUAAAGGUCCAGUAGAUAUAAGCCUGAUGUCAAAGUGCGCCCCCUGCCUGGCAGCACCAUGCCAGAACAACGGUACCUGUGUCUCUGACACCACCGGAUCCUACCACUGUACCUGUCCGUAUGGAUUCAAGGGUCAAAACUGUGAAUUACCCAUCAAUGCCUGUAUUAGUUUCCCCUGCUCAAAUGGAGGAACCUGCCACAUUCAACAUGGCCAUGAAGACCACUUCAGCUGUGUGUGUCCACCCGGUUUCGAAGGCCAACGUUGUGAGAUAAACCCAGACGACUGUGAAGACAACGACUGUGAGAACAACUCUACCUGCAUCGAUGGAGUCAACAACUACACCUGCGUGUGUCCGCCCAACUACACAGGUGACCUCUGUGAGGAGGUGGUUGACCCUUGUCUCCAUGGUUUCGACCCCUGUCAGCAUGACUCAAAGUGCGUCUACGUUGGCCGCAGUUACAGGUGCGAGUGUUUGCCGGGCUAUGUGGGGCAACACUGUGAGCAGGACUAUAAUGACUGUCUGGAGAAUAAGUGUCAGCACGGAGCGGAGUGUGUCGACGCUGUCAACGGCUAUACCUGCGUCUGUAAAGAGGGUUUCAGCGGGCUGUUCUGCGAGAACCCUCCGCCAAUGAUCUUGCUGCAGACCAGCCCCUGCGACCAAUCAGAUUGCCAGAACAGCGCCCAGUGCCUGGUGGUUGCUGGGGAGCCCGUCUGCCGAUGCCUGCCCGGUUUCUACGGCAACAAAUGUGACAAGAUGGCCACCGUUCACUUCCUAGGUCGCGAUGGGUAUGUGGAGCUGCCGGGCGCGAAGCUUCGCCCCACCGCUCACAUUUCACUACAGGUGGCUACAGAUAAAGACAACGGUAUUUUAUUGUAUAAGGAGGAUCACGACCCCCUGGCCCUGGAGCUUUACCAGGGACACAUACGACUCAUCUACGACAUUGCCAACUACCCACCAACCACUGUGUAUAGCGUGGAGUCGGUGAAUGACGGGCUUUUCCACACAGUCGAGCUGUUGAUUCAGAACCGUUCACUGAGCCUGGUGGUGGAUAAUGGAGCCCCCAAGAGCCUGGGCAAGCUAGCACGCCAGCCGUCGGUCGACCACAACACUCAGCUUUACAUAGGAGGCGUACCAUCACAGGUGGUGGCCUCAGGUCUGCGUCCGGGCCCUGAACGUUCUCCUCAGGCUUUUAAUGGCUGCAUCCACAAUGUCCGAAUCAACGGGGAGCCUCAAGAUCUGAGUCACAGAGCCACGGGAGGAGGACGACCACAAGGAGUCGAAAACAAGGGCGAUGGUAUUCUUGCAGGUUGUCAUACCUGCAGUGUGUGUGCACAGGGUGCGUGCAGGGAAGGAGGAGAGAUGGGGGUAACAUGUGACUGUCCUCCAGGACGGAGCGGAGCCCUGUGUGACAAGUCAACAACACCGAACCCCUGUCAGAACAGCAGAUGUGUUCAUGGUGUGUGUACACCGAAGGGUCAGUCCUACAGUUGCCAGUGUAGUGAAGGCUACCAAGGUCAGUAUUGUGAUCGACGGCAAGAGCCUCCGGCCUGCAGGGGGCAUCGCUGUGGACACGGGGAGUGUCGUGUGUCAGAGGGCGGAGAGCCGGUUUGCCAAUGUCAGCCUGGGUUCACCGGACCAACCUGUGACACAGAGCUGACGUGUCAAGGAGAGAUGGUGAGGGAGCAGCUGAAGCGCCACCACCCCAUGAGAACAUGCACAUCCACCAGUAAGAUUCCCCGCAUGGAUUGUCCGCGAUCCUGCCAGGCCGCAGCGCCCCCUGGUGUCUGCUGUGGCGUCACCAAGACCAGGAGGAGGAAGGCGGUUUUCCGCUGCACCGACGGCACCUCGUACUCCGAGGAGAUGGAAGCUGCUCUGGAGUGUGGCUGCUCCAAGUGCCCGUUGUAACAGCACCGCAGUUUGUUCGUUUGUUUUGCAACACCCACCGCUGCCAUUUUGUGAAUUCUACACAUCAAUGUAGAGAGAUUUUUCCACGUUGAUGAGCACCAUCAUUAUGUGAUUUUUUUUUUCCACAUCCAUUUUGACCGCUGCCAAUUUGCUGCCAAGAGAAACCACAAACAAAAAUGGGACAUGUGUGCGUGUUUUUGACAGAGAGAAAAUAUAUUGUAAGAUAUAAGUGAGAAAAAACAUAGAACUUAUUUUUAUUAUGGAUUUUUUUUUCUAAAAGAUGAUAAAAGGACUGAUGAGUUGUUUUUUAAUAUGUUGAUUAUAUAAUGUGUUACAUAGUAUAAAAAUGUUAUUUUGUACCUUGUAAGAAGAAAAAGUACACCACAAAAUAGAUUAACAUUCCUUAAAAGUAUAUGAAUUUAUAUGUAUGUAUAAAUCUAUAUAAAUAUAUACCUUAACCCAAUGAAUUUUAUAUUUUCUAAGUGUAUUUGCAUGAUGUUAAUGUGAGUGCUGAUGUGUGGGAGGCUUUGGACACUGAGUGAAGAGGGCUGAAGAGAAGAGCUGCGUUGAUUCCACAAUAAGGAAAAGGUGGCGGUCUUUUGUUGCCCUCUCUCUUGGAGGCUGAAGGGGAACUGUAUGUGCCUAGCUAACCUGCUUCACUAUAUAAUGGACAUCAUCCUCACAUGUGAGUUUUUUUGAGAAAACAUAAAAGACUCUUUCCAGAGAGAGAGAUGAUUUAACAGUUUGUUCUAAUGCUGUGUUAUUCUGUUGUUUGCUGUUGCACACCAGACUCGGAGCCACAUGAGGUUUGACAUGAAAAUCUGAAAGACGUUUGCUAUUCAUUAGGAGUUCAUCAUAAAUCAGGAUUUCCCUUUCAAAUUAUCAAUAAUGGAAUGCUAUUAAUUCAGCAUUGUGCUGAGUCUAUUAGCGAAUGAGAUUUUAAAUAAGUUUUAAAACAGAUACUCAAGGCAAUCCUUGACGAGUCAUGUGAAAACAGGAGGCAAAUUUGAAUCAAAGCACCCAUUCAGUUAACGAAGACGUUUUGUCCGUUGUUUUCUUUUUCUUUUAUUUCUUAAAGAGUGACUUAAUACCAGGCUGAAAAGCAGUGUUUCACUGCUCUCUCUCUCUUGAACAUUUCAAGUGUGCGUCACCGCUGGGUGUAGUUGGGGCCGGGUGGUCAGAAGUGUGCUAACUACCCCCACAGUGAUGUCACAGGGUGUGUCAGUACACUGUGCCAUAUACAGUAGCAAUGUGAGGAGUUAAACCACUGGAUUAAACUCAGCAAAGACAAUAUUUUCAGCUGGUUUAAGUUACUCUUUAAAUGGCUGCUCAACAUGAGGUGGUUUUCUGACUGGGUGGGGAAGCUGUUUUGAAUAAAGCCAUUACACCAAAGUCAACUCUAUUUGCCUUAACAGAUAAGUACAUUUCAAAAUGAUUGACUGAAAUUGUUGAUUUAUACAAGUUGAAGUGCCUAUGUGUACUUAUUUUGAAAUUCAAAACUGUUGCUGCAAUAUUCCCAACGGCUGCAUCUGAAUGUUUGAUCAUUUUGGAUGGGUGUUUCCACUGUCGCCUGUCUCCCUGACAACACAAUCAAAAUGUAAUAGUGGCCUUCUUUGAAUUAUUCUUCUCCCCUGAUCAGGUUAUGUGGGCAGGCCCUACAAAAUUUAUAGAAAUCCCAAAGCAAAUACAGUAAUUGGGCCAAAUAUAAGAGAAGCCUUAAUCAUGCCACAGUCUUUUGUUAUGAAUUACUUGUUGCAGAAUUCAUAGCCUCAUGUUGAAUUUGAAAUUGCAGCAUCAACAAAGACCCAUUUCUUUUUUUCCCUCUUCAUUUUAUGCAGGUCUGAUUAUUUGGUGGACCAUGACAUGCUUUAAGGCGCAUAUGGAAAAAAUUCUAUUUCCAUGGAAAAUGCACUUGAGUUUGAGGAGAAGCUUUUUGAUAAUAUGUUCACGAUUUAAAUUUCACCAUUGACAGUGUGGAGUGGAGGUUUUUAAACAGUGUUUAUUAUAGUUAUUGACCAAAAGACAGUGCUCCAGUCUGCACAGCAAACCUCCACAAUGACGACUCAGUUGCCUGCUACGUCAAAGACACUCCUGUAACUUUGUCACAUGAACGAAUCAGAUUUGGACCAAGGUACCACAGGCCAGCUGAAAAGAACUUCAACAUCAGCACGGUUUUUAACUGCCCAUAAAGGACUAACACAAUUAAGAGCAUAGCAAAAUACUAUAAUGUAACUACUACUGUAUUGUUUACUUUAUACAUAGUUGCUUUGUUUACAACAGGUGCAAAGUAUUGUCAGACUUUUACAGUUAAUUUACAGCUCUGUUAUUCUUGGUUUGAGACAUAUCAGUAUUAUCCUUGUUUGUCAAUGUCACGGUUUUCCACACCUUCUGUUCCUUCUGUCCGAUCCUUCUCACUUUGUUUUCUUCAUACCUUUCCUUCCCCUCCCUGCUUUUCUCUGCCUUUUUUCCCCAUAUUGCCCAUGAUAUCUCCUCUGUUUGCUGAAAUUAAUUUUCACCAUCUCUCCCCCUUUCUUUUUUGUGAUUCAUUGACCUUUUACCUGUUGCCUCCUUCUCUUCUCCCUUUUUGUCCCCUCUUUUCCUGACCCUAAAGAUUUAGUUCUUCAUUGUGACCAGAAUAAAACACCUCAGUUAUUAGUUAUGGACCAUAAAAAUAACUGUAUAGUCAGUCAUUUCCAUUUUCCAAGUCCUAGGUUUAAAAAAAAACAUGAAUAUGCGAGUGAUAAUUGAUACUUAUGUUGAAUGUUAAAAUUAAACUACCAUUGAAACUACA
Seriola aureovittata is the source of this 7993-nucleotide messenger RNA. It is a transcript of the gene slit3, whose product is annotated as slit homolog 3 (Drosophila). Gene Ontology annotation, biological process: negative chemotaxis; axon guidance. The transcript has 38 exons. Bases 586 to 5202 code for a protein of 1538 amino acids. The record is from RefSeq and is a predicted model, not a curated record. Gene Ontology annotation, molecular function: calcium ion binding; Roundabout binding; heparin binding. NCBI's taxonomy places the organism in Eukaryota, Metazoa, Chordata, Actinopteri, Carangiformes, Carangidae.